This is a messenger RNA of Scheffersomyces stipitis CBS 6054, 684 nucleotides long. It is a transcript of the gene SOD2, whose product is annotated as superoxide dismutase. NCBI's taxonomy places the organism in Eukaryota, Fungi, Ascomycota, Pichiomycetes, Serinales, Debaryomycetaceae. Bases 1 to 684 code for a protein of 227 amino acids. Gene Ontology annotation, biological process: superoxide metabolic process. The transcript has a single exon. The record is from RefSeq and is a predicted model, not a curated record. Gene Ontology annotation, cellular component: mitochondrion. Gene Ontology annotation, molecular function: metal ion binding; superoxide dismutase activity.
AUGCUUUCUACCGUCAAGACCUCUGCUCGUUCUUUGAGAAAUGCCCGUUCCGUAGCCUCUGUUAUUGGAGCUGUGAGAACUAAGGUAUCGUUGCCCGAUUUGGAUUGGGACUACGGAGCCUUGGAGCCUCACAUUUCCGGUCAGAUUAACGAACUCCACUACACCAAACACCACCAGACUUAUGUCAACGGCUACAACCAGGCCAUUGAGCAACACGCCGAAGCCAAAGCUAAGGGCGAAGUUAAGAAAACCGUUGAAUUACAAAAGGCUAUCAACUUCCAUGGUGGAGGCUACACCAACCACUGCUUGUUCUGGAAGAACUUGGCUCCUGAAAAGCAGGGAGGAGGUGUACCUCCUGCUGAUGAGUCUGACUUUGCCAAGAGAAUUGCCUUACAGUACGGAUCUCUUGACAACUUGAAGGCUGUCACCAAUGCCAAGUUGGCCGGUAUCCAGGGCUCGGGUUGGGCUUUCAUCGUAAAGAACAAGGAAAACGGUGGUGCUUUGGAUGUCGUCACCACUGCUAACCAGGACACUGUACUUGGUCCAUUGGUGCCAUUGGUCGCCAUUGAUGCUUGGGAACAUGCCUACUACUUGCAGUACCAGAACGUCAAGGUCGAUUACUUCAAGGCCAUCUGGAACGUUAUUAACUGGAAGGAAGCCGAGAAGAGAUACUUGGUUAAUUAG